Messenger RNA from Xyrichtys novacula (pearly razorfish), 4918 nucleotides. NCBI's taxonomy places the organism in Eukaryota, Metazoa, Chordata, Actinopteri, Labriformes, Labridae. The record is from the annotation of a GenBank genome assembly.
UUUUGUCACCAACGCACACCCCAGUACAGUAGGUGGCGAUAACGUUCACAGAGUUUGCUACAUACCGCCUUCAACGUAAAGAAAGAUAUAUUCAUCGGCGCAUGCGCAGUUCCCUGACCUUCCAGACAAGCAUGGCAGCCCGGGCACUGGCGAGAGGUAUUUACAUAUAAAAUAUCUGAAUUUUCUGAAAGUAUAGUUAUUGUUAAGAAGCCGUGGAUGCAUGUUUAACACAGCAGAACAGCCGUACAGCUAUUUUGUUGUUUGUCUUUACCGGAAACAAGAUAGCAGCUUAGCUCAAAGUUAGCGUCGAUAGCUAGCUUGAUGUUCAGUAGCAACGUGAAGUUACGUGUGAGGAACAAGUGGAAUCCUGCAAAUUAACCAGCUCCUGUGUCUUAUAUUCAGGUCUUUGUGGGUUGCGACCUUCACGGGCUGUUCCAGUCGGCUGUGGACACCAAUAUGUCACCGCAGCAGCGUCAGUCAAACCUCCUCAACUCCAACCUGAAGAGGUUGCAGGUGAGAUGACAGAUCAGGGGUGACAGUAUUAGUCAGUCUUGCUUCAUGGAGAUUUUAUUAAGUGUUUCUUUUCUUUUUUCUUGUACACGCAGAUCAAACGUUAAAGAAGACACUUGAGAAACCAGAUUACUUCCAUGUGUCGGAGCUGUUCUCGUUGAAGCAGCUGUUUGACGCCCGAGUUCAUCUGGGCCAUAAGAAAGGCUGCAGACACAGGUCAGUAUGAUUUACAACACCUCAUCACCUGCUUCUCUUAACCCUUUAAUGCCUUUUGUACCACAGAUAUUUCAUCACAAAAAAACAUAAAAUAUCUGUGUUCAGAAAUUUCAACAAGUAUUGGAAUCAAGAACAAAUCAAAGUAUUUAUUACCACAAAAAUCCUUACGCACACCCUACUGCUCCAUGAUCCUGCCAUACCUCUCUAAAGGUCCUUUAACACCAGGACCGUUAUUUUUGUGCGAUUAUUUCAGAUGUCAGUUUUUUUUCGAACCUGUAUCCUGUCAAUACAAGUGUUCACAUCAGCGACGUUUUCCCGUCCUGCACUAGUGCUGCAUUAAUUUUUUCAGAUCACGGUCGAUUUUUCAAAAGUUUCGCAUUUUUCUGUGUGUCCACUUCUGACCAAUCAGAUUUGGGUGUUGUUGCGACGUCUGAUUUACUGGUAUAUCCAACAUGGCCAAUCGGCUGAUUUGUUUAUGAUCGUUUACACACACAUUACAAAGAUAACAACCUGAAGGACAACUUGUGGAGAGUCAUAGCGUCAGUUUGCUAAACGUCUUUGUUUUAACUUUCAUCUGUGCUAACAUAAGCUAACGGUUGUUACCAUAGUUUCAUGUGCUUAUCUGGUACUGGCCCCGACUCAGUACAUGCUACCAUGACAGAAAGCCAUCUCAACACUAGUUGUCUAGUGUCUGGUCCUCUGCCUCUUUAAACUUGGAGCGAAUUGUUUCAGCAGAACUUCAAAUUGUCCAAUGGACUUCCGAAAAUAGGUUCUGAAGCGACCGUGGUACAGUUUCAGCUCCUGAACCAAGCAGUGAAACUCACCAAGUUCUCUUCUUCUUUCUUUUAUUGGAUGCACCCAUGUGCUACGUUUCUUUUUCUUUUGAGAAAGCAAAAGGAGUACCAAUUCGCCAUCACUUGAGGUUAAGUAGACUCCAUUUUUGUCCUCUCGCUUCUACCUGGGACGCUGUAGGUUGUCAAGGGAAGGUCCCGCCCUCCUUUGCCUCUGAUUGGCUAUAAGUGCUGACCAUUUGGCUUGAGCGUGUGAUGACGUUUCCAGCUUUUUUAGCCAAUCAGAGGCGAAGGAGGUGGGACUUUCCGCCGGAAAAGUCUUUCCCGAGAUGCGUGUUUUUUGUUCUUUAAGUUUGAGAUAAAUAAAGAAAGAGAGAAAGAUAUUUGAUACAUACUUUUAUAGACUUCUAUCAAAUUAAUAUGAUCAACAAAUUACUUAAAAAAAGAACACCUGAAUACAGUCAAAUAAAUGAUAAAAAUGUCCUUUUUAGGGAGGUGAAUAAAUGUAUUUGUUAAAUUUUAAGGACAUUUUGAUUUAUUUUGGUUUUCAGUAGUAAGUGAAAUAAACAUUUUCAGCUCAAAAAAAAAAAAAUCUGGCCAUAAUUUCUGUUGUCAGGUAUUAAAGGGCUCCAGGCCUUUUUCAAAGAGAUCAACGCCAAGGAGUGGAGAAGCCACUGUAGCCUUAAUCUAUAAGGAUAUUGUUAUUUUUUGUACAUCUCUUUACCUUGAAAUCCGUUAGAUAAAUAUAUACAUAAAUUUUAACUUUUACCAAAUACUUUGGUGUAUUGCAAACACCUUAGCAUUGUUGUAAUCUUGUAAUGUGUCAUCUCAGCAGCAGUGUUGUUUUUGGCAGGCAUUUCAGAUUUAGUUUUAGUCUUAGUCAUUUUGACGAAAUGCUUCCUCGUUUUAGUCCCAUUUUAGUCAUUUCCAUCCUUGAUAGUUUUCGUCUAGUUUUAGUCCGACGAAAACUCAAAAGGUUUUAGUCUAAUUUUAGUCGACGAAAAGGUGCCUUUAGAGGUUCGUGGUGUUCUUUCCCGACAGUAUGAAGCCGCAGCAUGAGGAAGCUGUGGCUCCACAACUGUCGUCUGUCUCCCCGUCCCCGUCCAAGACAUUGUGUUUUAUUGUCACUUGGACUGUAUCUGAAGUAGGACCAUAAAUCAUCCCUCUUUUUUUCGGCCACCGGGCACCGCUGCUGUGCCUGCUGCCACGGUGUGUGUGUGUGUGUGUGCGCGCCUCCUCCACCUGCCGCUCUGUGCAUGUGUAUGAGUGUGUGCGCGCAGCUGUGCGCGAGCGAGGCUUUUGGUGCGUGUGUGAUGGGGGCGUGACUGUUAGGACAAAAAAAGCAUGUUUUGAAACUUUGUUCGUCCACCUAAUAACAAUUUAGUCUCGUCUCGUUCUCGUCUGACGAAAAUCAAUACAAUUUUCGUCACAUUUUAGUCUUUACAGAGCUUUUGGUGAUGUUCGUCUUAGUCUCAUUUUCGUCAAGGAAAAAAGGGGUCUGACGUCGUCAUUUACGUUUUCGUCCUGCCUGACGAAAACAACACUGCUCAGCAGCAAGGGUGUAUUAUCUUUUUCCUCCUCUUCUUGUUCCUAAAUAUUCCUUUUAAAUCACAAAAAUCCACUUUGAUUAAGAGGUUCAAUCUAACUCAAUUCUGUUCUGAACUUUUUAAAAAGUUUUGAUUUUUUAAAAAUGAUAUAUAUGACAUGCUAAUAGGGCUGGGCGAUAAAACGAUAAUGAUAUAUAUCAAAAAUAAAUUUCCCUUGAUAUCGAUGUGAAACAUGGUCAAUAUGCUUUUCGAUAGCUGGCAUUCUGCCAUGUUUUGGUGGACUAUACAAAUUGCCAAUGAAAAGGGGAGUUUCUCCAGGUCACACAGCACUGAACCAAUCAUGUGCUGAAUUAGAACCAAGUAGCAAACAACUGUGUGGUAGCAGACUGCAGUUACACGCAACCAUAUCACUUUAACACAUGAAGCACGGUGAGAAAAAAAGAAAAUGAGUGCUGCCCCCGGCAGAAAUGCAGAUGAAGGCUCAACAGAUAAGGACAUCGUCCACAACACUGGCACCUAAACGUCAGUGGUGUGGAGGUAUUUUGGUCUUUUGAGGUCGGACAUGAAGCAGAGUAAUGUGCACUGCAAAUUAUGUCAAGUACAUAUUAAAUUUAAUUUAAAAGUAACAGUGAACAUUUAAGAUUGACAAGUGAUUUUUUUAUAUGAUGAUACAUAUCGAUAUCAACUGAUAUUAAAAAUAUAUAUGUAUCGUGAUAAACUUUUUCCCAUAUCGCCCAGCCCUACAAGCUAAGAUAUUUUUCCAAUCUGUAUUGAAUCUAUUAUGGGCUUGAGUGACUUUGCAAAUCAAUGAGGCUGGUUUAUACACCCUGAUUCCAGAAAAUUUCAACACAUGAGCUUCAACCAGUUAAUAUGCUAAACAUAGAUCUAUAUCUGAUCCAUAAUUAUCUUCAGUAAGGUGAAGGGGUACGAUUUCCAAGCUAUUAAUCUAACAUGUGUUCUCUAUUUCUCAGGCUCAUGGAGCCUUACUUGUAUGGCUGCAGACUGGACCAGGACAUAAUUGAUCUGGACCAGACCAUGGAGCACCUUCAACAGGCCCUGAACUUCACCGCCCACAUAGCGUAUCGUGGUGGCAUCAUCCUAUUUGUCAGCCGCCGGCGUCAGUUCUGCCACUUAGUGGAGAACACUGCAAAGGACUGUGGGGAGUAUGCACACACGCGGUAUUGGAGGGGCGGCGUCCUCACCAAUGCCCACAUCCAGUUCGGCAAAGGAGUGCGUUUACCAGACCUCAUUAUCUUCCUCUCCACUCUCAACAAUGUGUUCGAGCAGCACGUUGGAAUCAGAGAUGCUGCGAAGAUGAACAUUCCCACUGUGGGUGUGGUGGACUCAAACUGCAACCCUUGCCUGGUGACGUACCCAGUGCCCGGGAAUGAUGACACUCCAGCUGCCAUGGAGCUGUACUGUCGCCUUUUCAAGAUGACUAUCAACCGUGCUAAAGACAAGAGGAGGCAGAUGGAGCUCCUGCAAGGCCUGUCUGCUUCUGCUCCACCCAGCUCAUGAUAUAAUAUAUGAGAAAAAGACAUUUUAAAACACAUUUCAAAGUCAAGAGUAUCUGCUCCACAAGGUGGCUGCAUUUGGAUCUGAUGCUAGAGACUGUAGCUGAUAAUUCUUGUUUCUGUGACUCAUGGUCCUCUGACUUUGACAUCAUGUACUCUCAAAGAAGUAAAACCUUUGUUGCAGCUAUUGUGUGCAAAUUAAAUCGUUGUUUUUCACUGAUACGAUGACAAAUGUAUAAAUAAUGGGACAGCACUUGGUGAUAAUACAACAGGAAUUAGAGCAUAAAUGAAAUAACUAAGCCCCUCAAAAUAAAAUCAGUGUCUAAAUCUCUCAGAUAUA